Aureobasidium melanogenum CBS 110374 is the source of this 672-nucleotide messenger RNA. RefSeq lists its product as uncharacterized. The coding region runs from base 1 to 672 and encodes 223 amino acids. Lineage: Eukaryota; Fungi; Ascomycota; Dothideomycetes; Dothideales; Saccotheciaceae. The record is from RefSeq and is a predicted model, not a curated record. The transcript has 3 exons.
AUGGCACCUCUUUUCCGCUGCGCCCUCUGCUGGCAGUCAGGUGACGACAGGCAAUUCAACAGCAGCCACUACAUCAAGUCGCACCUGGGGGGUCUCACGACUCACAACUUGGGACCCUUUGCCUGCUCUCAGCCUGGCUGCGACCUCCGCAGCAACAGAGCCGAUCGCAACCUGGUGCACACCGACGCCAAUGGAGUGCACAAUGCUCUCUGGGCAGAAGACUUGGCCCUCAAGGCCCAAAUCGCGGCGGUCGUUAACGCGAGUCGUUACGACCCUGCUGAAGAGGAAGACGAAGACGACGACGAAGACGACGAUGGCCUUGCCCCUGAGCCUCGCGCUCGCCGUGACGAGGACCUGUUCGCCGACAGCACUGGCGAUGGUGCCAACCUCACCGUCAAAAUUGACGGCAUCUUCAUCAGAGAGACGGUUUUUGAGGCGAUUUUAGAGGUGAUCGACGAUGAAAUGGGCGAAGUUGAGCCAGGCGAAGUCACCGCCGAGCUUGCAGACCUCAAGAUUCGCUUGGAAGACCAGAGAGAGGCCUGCGUCUUCGCAGAGCUCGUUGACCUGGUAAAGGCUCUGGCAAAGGCCUCAAGACUCGAAAACUCGUUGAGAGUACUGGCUGUAUGCCACAACGAGAUCAAGAACACGUUUCUCCUUCGUGAGACGUGGUAA